ACAGUGAAAUCAUUCCUCCUGACUGCCUGCGGCCCCGCUCUUUCACCGCCAUCCGCCGGCCCUCCCUGCGGCGGGAGACGGAGGACACGCGCCUCUCGGUCAGCCUGUGUGACCUCAACCUGCAGGAGGAGUCUUUCCAUGUCACGGCCACCACGUGUCCCAUCCCGCAGAACUCCCUCAACUCCCAGCACUCCCACCUCCUCCCCUCUCAGCUGGAGAGCGACCUCCGCUUCCACCACCUCCGGGGACCCCACGUCAAAAUCCUCGAUGACCAAACCGUGGCCCGUCUGGAGCACGCCCGAGAGGAGAGGACUUUGGUUUUCACCAGCAGACCCCUGCGGAUCAAUGAAACCAUUUUUGUCAAAAUCAACAAGUCCAACGCCGUGCGCACGGGGACGCUGUCAUAUGGGGUGACAUCCUGUGACCCCAGCACCUUGCGCCCCAGUGACCUUCCCUAUAACCCCGAGUCCUUGGUCGACCGAAAGGAGUUCUGGGCCAUCUGCCGAGUCGUGGUGCCCCUCCAGAGCGGAGACAUCCUUGGAUUUAUGGUGAAUUCAGAUGGUGAGCUGCACUUGAGUCACAACGGUGCCAGCACUGGCAUGCAGGUCUGCGUGGACUGUUCUCAGCCCCUCUGGAUGUUCUUCGUUUUACAUGGCGCAGUCAUGCAAAUUCGAUUGCUGGGUUCCACCAUAUUAGCUGAACGGCUGGGGCUGUCCACACCAAGUUCGCCCACAUCGACACCCAAUUCCCCCACCAUCCUCUGCAGUGGCGUCUCUGACCCUAUAUUGUCUACGUGUGGCUCUGGCCCCCUCUGCAGCUCUAUCAGUGGCACAGCCCCCAACUCUCCCAUCAGCUUGCCUGAGUCACCCAUCUCCCCGUCCGUCUCAGGGCCCUGGGGAGAUGAAUGCACCAUCUGCUAUGAGAACAUGGUAGACACGGUCAUUUACUCCUGUGGACACAUGUGUCUCUGCUAUUCAUGUGGGCUGAAGCUCAAGAAGAUGGCCAAUGCUUGCUGCCCCAUUUGCAGACGGGCCAUCAAAGAUAUCAUCAAAACAUACCGCAGCACUUAGAGCAGCAGCAGAUGCUGUGGUGGGGACUGGACAGGUGGAGAGGAGGCUGUGAAACAACACAGGUCUUGAUCUCUAUUCAUCAUCCAGGAGAUUCAAAAAUCAAUCAUCACUCACCACCACCCUGAUCCCCUUUUCCAUGGACAACAGAUGAGACAAGCAUAGAUGCUGCUCUUCUAUCCUCCAAGCAAGUCCUGGAGCUGAACUCCAGUGUGUCAGGGAAGUUGUGAUGGACUACUCUCCCUUAUGGAUUUUAAACUUUAUC
This is a messenger RNA of Mesitornis unicolor (brown roatelo), 1332 nucleotides long. It is a transcript of the gene NEURL1, whose product is annotated as neuralized E3 ubiquitin protein ligase 1. The transcript is spliced from 3 exons. Gene Ontology annotation, cellular component: plasma membrane; postsynaptic density. Gene Ontology annotation, biological process: negative regulation of Notch signaling pathway; nervous system development. The annotation marks the transcript as partial. The record is from RefSeq and is a predicted model, not a curated record. NCBI's taxonomy places the organism in Eukaryota, Metazoa, Chordata, Aves, Mesitornithiformes, Mesitornithidae. Gene Ontology annotation, molecular function: ubiquitin protein ligase activity.